AUGUUCAGGUUAAAGGCGGUGCCGUUCAGGAGCAUCGGUCACGAGACUAGACGGCUCUUGUGUCUCAUGAGCUGGAGGAAAAGCGAGAGGACAACCGGCACGAGAGGUUCAACGAGGAAACGCAGUCACGGUGGCAUGAACGAGUCAAAAUCGGCAGACGUACCAGAUAUCCACGCCAUCGUCCCAUCUGUACAUCCUCUCCCGAACACAGCAAAAGCCGUCGAGGGAGUCGCCCGCGAUACGACGGCGGCGGGUCGGGGGUUGGCCGGGUUGCUUUUGCGUAUGCUACAGAAUGGCAUGAGAACGAGUCAAGGUCGGCAGACGUACCAGAUAUCCACGCCAUCGUCCCAUCUGUACAUCCUCUCCCGAACACAGCAAAAGCCGCCUGUAGAGCUCUGCUACGUUCUUGGCGUAGUCGAGGGAACCGCCCGCGAUACGACGAUCUCUGCGGGGGAGAAGCAUGGUGCAGAAAAAUCGACUGGUGCAGAGAAGUUGUGUCGUGGUGGCGGGAUGUAA
Stereum hirsutum FP-91666 SS1 is the source of this 516-nucleotide messenger RNA. RefSeq lists its product as uncharacterized. The record is from RefSeq and is a predicted model, not a curated record. The transcript has 6 exons. Lineage: Eukaryota; Fungi; Basidiomycota; Agaricomycetes; Russulales; Stereaceae. Bases 1 to 516 code for a protein of 171 amino acids.